Molecule: messenger RNA, 1587 nt
Organism: Histoplasma capsulatum G186AR
Lineage: Eukaryota; Fungi; Ascomycota; Eurotiomycetes; Onygenales; Ajellomycetaceae
Exons: 2
Coding region: 1-1587 (528 amino acids)
Source: RefSeq, a predicted model, not a curated record
AUGCCAGUGACUCGGCGUCUGCUUCGCGAGGAAAUUACUUACUCAUCUGCUAAAGAUAGAGAAGUCAAUAUUCUUCACCGCCUAAGCUAUCCAAGCCAGGAAGCCAGAUUCUUCACUCUUCUCAAUAACAGGCGCAGCUGGAUCAGAGCAAUUGUUGCCCAUCACUUGAACCUGGAGUCGCCCGAUGCAUGCCAUGUUGCCGACGUAGAUGACUGGCUCCACGGAAGCUUCAAUGUGUGUAUCCCAGUCACCACUGUUGACUGGAGAGGAAAGCAACAGCCUGGAGAACGUGUCAUACUUCGACUUCCCCUACCAUAUCGUGUUGGCGAAGCUUUUUGUCCGGGGAAUGCAGAUGAAAAAGUUCGAUGUGAGGCAGGUACUUAUGCCUGGCUGGAAGACAACUGCCCAAAUAUACCAAUUCCGCGACUGUAUGGCUUUGCAAUGUCCACAAACGAAACUUUUACUCAUGCCAAAAACUUACCUUAUUUAACCCGUUGCAUACACUUCCUACGUCGCCGUCUUCUGUCCAUGCUUGGUCGCCCUGUUCCUUCACAGUAUGUCCGUAACCAGAGUGGGACAUCUGCUGAUAGGGAAUUUGACAUUGGCUAUUUGUUGAUUGAGUAUAUUGAAGAAGCAAAAGGGAAAAUGCUAUCAAACACCUGGCUCGAGAAGCAAGAUGAUAUGAAGUUACGAAGUAAUCUCUAUCGUGACCUUAGCAGGAUAUUCCUCAGCCUUGCAAACACUCCGCUCCCCAAAAUUGGAUCUUUUGUUAUUGACAAUAAUGGAUUCCUACGCCUAGCAAACCGACCUCUUUCACUCGGCAUUCAAGAAUUAGAGAACGAAGAAAUUCCCACCUGUAUGCCGCGGGAUUACACCUAUUCUACUGUUGAUUCCUAUGUUGUGGACACUCUUUCAUUUCAUGACAACCGGCUUCAACACCAACCAAAUGCAAUAAACGACGUGGGGGACUACAUCUAUCAAUCAUCGGCUCUGGUGGCUAUGCGAGCAAUUUUUCCGUUAUUCUUCCGUCGGGAUCUCCGCCGCGGACCAUUCACAUUCAUGUUGACUGAUCUUCAUCAAAGCAAUAUUUUUGUUGAUGAAGCCUGGCAUAUUACCUCACUUGUUGAUAUAGAAUGGGGAUGCUCUUUACCUGUUGAGAUGCUCCAACCUCCUCACUGGCUUACAAACAAGGGUGUGGAUCAGAUAGUAACUGAGGAGUACAACAAAGCUCGAAUGGAAUUUAUGAACAUCUUGGCAGAUGAAGAAGAGCGAGGUGACGGUGCUAGCAACACAAUGAAACUAUCGACUGUCAUGAACCAGGCUUGGGAGAUGGGGACAUUUUGGUAUAGCCUGGCCCUGUCCAGCCCGACUGGGCUUUUCGCACUUUUUGGCAAAAAACUCCAACCACAACUAACUGAAAAAUGUCCCGAUCAUGAUGCGUUUCACCAAAUCAUGCCUUGGUACUGGGCACGGGAUACAGUGAGCAUUGUAACACGCAAGCUCGCAGAUAGACAGAAUUACGAUACUCGACUUCGGCAAGUGUUUGAGGGAGACACUCACACAAAUCAGAAUUUCAACAACUCCUAA